This is a messenger RNA of Spirodela intermedia, 5305 nucleotides long. The record is from the annotation of a GenBank genome assembly. Lineage: Eukaryota; Viridiplantae; Streptophyta; Magnoliopsida; Alismatales; Araceae.
AUGGCGUCGCUGUCCUUCAGUUCCCUGGCGCUGCCGCCUUCGCAGUCUAGGAAGGUGUUGGCCUCCGCGCCGUAUAAUGGGGCGUUGAAGCCCAUCGUCGUCAGGGGUGAUCCUCCUACCUUCGUUUCGGCUCCAGGUCGCCGGAUUGUGGCGGGUGAGGCUUCAUCGCCUGCGGUCUUAUUCGUACCCUUUCGUGUCUCCGGCUGUCGUUCGCUGUGGUUUUUGGUGUUCUGGGACUCUCGCGGUGCAUCCAUUGAGGAAUCGGGAAUUCCGUUUUUACGGCAUGGAAACGAUGGGAGACGGGACAAUUCGUAUUUCUGAUCGCCGAACGUUUGCAUCGGUUUGUUUUCUUUCUGCUAUAUGUUAUUCUCCUGAAGAUUGAUGUUGGGAAAUCAUAGUGCGCCUUUCUUCGGGUGUUUAUUGAUAUUUUACAACACUUCAGUUAACUUUAUGAUCUAUUAAUCGGAUAUCCUCCAGCAGCCGUCUCUUCGUCUAGUCGACGCAGAAAACAUCAGCAAACAAAGCAUAAAAUGUAAUACUUUCUUUGCAGACCUCUCUGCGAGAGAAGGCAGUUUAUUUAGCAAUCUGUGUCCUCCGGUUCAUUGUUCACGGACCAACUUUUUCUUUUUAAGACGUCGCGAUCCUCCUCUCAAACCGCUAUUCUCAGAUGAUAUUCUAUGUAGUUCUAAGAGCAUUCAAUAAGGGAGCGAUUGAAUUCAAGAAGAAGCUCAAGUUUUAACUGAAUGCAUUAAAUUGUCAUUCAAUCAUAAGCCCUUUACCAUCAUGGCUACUGUUGCUAUUCGAGCAGAUUGUCCUUUUACCUCUCUUUCAUUAGUUGUAGUGAACAAGUUAUUGGUCAGCAGUGCAUGGGCGAAUCAGAGGAGUCUCAAAAUCUUCAACAUUAUUUUCGAGUAGUUACUGUUUUUUUAAUUUUUUUGUGUCGUAGGUAAAAAAUUCAUAACAUGCAGAUAACAUCAGAUAUUUAUUAUUUUGUGUACUAUCUUUUGUCUUACGUUUGGAUAGCAAAUAUUUUGUUUCAUCUGCUUGUUUGCAUAUUAUUUUUCUAAGUGUUUCUAACUGUACCUCAUCAUGCAAUAUAGUUGGGGACUUGCAUGGGGAUCUUGCUAAAGCUCGAUGCGCACUAGAAACAGCUGGUGUCCUAAGCUCUGACGGUCAGGAUUUAUGGACUGGUGGAGAAACGGUAUGAAGUGUUCUUAGCGCACUUAGAAGUCCAUAUAUUGCCAUGGAAUGUGAAAUUUUAGUAUAUAAUUUUAUUUUAUUUUUCAUGAAAAGCUAAAGGCAUCAAUGACAUCGCUAUAUCAAUAUAAAUGAAAAAGUAAUCUGCACUUAUUAUGAGACUAGAACUAUGAGAUAGUUUGCAUAGAUAACCAUCAAUGGAAAUUUAAUUCUAUACACUCAUCAUUUCUUCUUUUCAUGAACGUGGGACAAAACUUUGUGAAUUCUUAUUGUAUUUUCUCAUGCCAAUUAUUGUAAACUGGAGAUGGACCAUGGAACUUUUUCCACGGAUAGAUUUUUAUGAAUAUGUGGCAAAAGGGUAAAACUGCUUUGCUAAUCAUCGGAACUUUUCCUCAAUGCGCCCUUAGAGUAUUGUUCAUUUGGACAUAAUGCUUUUUACCACUUUCACACUAUCCCACAUGUUCAAAGAGGGGAUGUGACUGCAGAAUCGCAGAAUUGUCAGGCUGAUAUAUUACAAUCAAAAUGACUACUGGUAAAUUCAGUUGGAAAAAUAUGCAUAAAAUAGGCGUAAUGCACAUUUAUAUGAUUUGCCUCACGCUGCUUUUCCAAUAUUUUGAUUUGAAUCAUCAUUUUUCCGGUGAGUAACUAAACUAGUCCUAUGCUCUUUAUUCAUAGGUGUUGAUUCAGCUAGGGGACAUUCUGGACCGUGGAGAGGAUGAAAUUGCUAUCCUGUCAUUAUUACGAUCUUUGGAUGUACAAGCAAAUGUAGUCGGGGGUGCUGUCUUCCAGGUCGGGACAAAGUGAAUGGUUGCUUCUUUUUUCCCAUAACGUUUCUGGAGGAGCCAUUUUUGCCCAUAUAUAGCUUUCCUAAUUAUUUUGUGGUUCUUAUGAUAUCCUUUUGCUUUUUCUUAAGCAGGUUAAUGGAAAUCAUGAAACCAUGAACGUAGAAGGUGAUUUUCGCUAUGUUGAUCCUGGGGCUUUUGAUGAAUGCAUAGACUUCUUAGAGCACUUGGAUGGUCAUGGAUACAAUUGGGAGGAAGCUUUUGUUAGUUGGAUCAGCGUAUCAGAAAGUUGGAAAGAGGAUCGCAGAAAAUCCCAAAGUGGCUGGGGGCCUUGGCAGCUGUUGAAGGUAGAAAUAUUUUCCGUUUCUCCCAGGAUUCUGGUUGAAAUUUGUUUAUUUCAGUAUUAGAUCUGAAUUAGUAAAGAAGAGAAACAAGUCCAAGAAUUUUUUAACAAUCUUUUAGUUGAAACUUCAGGUUACCUUGAGUUCUGUAAAUGUGUAGAAAACAAUCGUCGAAUUUCUUCAAUCUAUUCAUUUCGUAACUAAAAAAAUUGGUAAUUAUUCAAAUCCUGAAUAUUCAGAAGUUGGAAUAGUGAGUCCCUGGAUCUAAUGAGCUCCCAGCAGUGAUUCAGUCCUCCUGGAAUUUUUAGUUGUUUUCAAUUUAUGGGAAUCGGACAACAUUUAAUUGAAAAUUCACCAGAGAAUAUAUGAUUCCCCCCAAAUUUCUUUUGUCAAAGAAAAACACGGCGACAUUUUCUGUACCUGGGAAAUAUACAACCGAACAUCAUUCAACUACUGACCAUGGCUUUAAUCCUAGUGGUGAGGAAGAAGCCUCAUGAAUUACGUCUAAAGGAGGAUCCUCACAUAUUAUGAAUCCAAUUGGAAACUUGACCAUUUUUUACGUAUAAAGGGCCUUGCUGUUGUGUCAUUUUGCUUCACGGUUUUCUUGGAAGUUGAAAGUAAACACUUCUCUGUAUUGUGCAUUACUUCAUGGUUUUCCUGGCAUUUUAUGUCAUACUACAUUUGUGGUUUUAGAUAGCCCUUGCGUUUUUAUAGAUUAUUUUUUGUUUUUACCAUCAGAUGAUCGUGUUUUUGCUAUGCUUGGCUGUUCAUAUGGGUAGUGAUCGUUUGAAUCAUAUUACGUGCUUUCAUUUGAAUAUCCACGACGACACUCCACAUUUUUAUCGUUAUGGAAACAUUGUCAUUUACUUGGAUGGAAGCGUUUCAUCCUUGAUAGCUUGGAAAUGUUGGCAUUCCGACCAAUUCUGCCUGAUUGUUUGUCUUUGGUGAUAUAUUGAGGUCAUCCAGUUGAAUACAGGCCAUGAAAGGGUAGAACAUGAAUACCGUGUAAUAUAUUUAGAAGCAGAUGGGUUAAAUCCGUUCUAGAAUUUUAUGCUUGGCUAGGAGGCCAACAAUAGAAUUUUAGAAAAAGGAGGCAAAAGAAGAAAUGAAAAAGGAAAGAACACAGCUAAGCUUUCUAGCAUUGUAUUUUUUUUGAAGAUAAUAUGAUUUCGAUUAAAAAAAUGAUCUGCUUUUUUCCAUUGAUGUUAUGGUGAUUUCUGCCUAAAGUAUGUGACGAGUGCAUCAUGUAUGUUGAUCUUUUGAACUACACUUCAGCUGUCUGAAUGCAUUCUAUCUAUCUGAGCUGUUGACUUCUAUGCUGACAGAUGUGUUCAAUUAGGACAGAGACAGAAAGGAGUUCUGGCGAGAUCAACUCUUUUGCGACCGGGUGGUCCAUUAGCUCGUGAAUUAUCACGUCAUGGUGUUGCCAUUAAAGUUGAAGAUUGGCUAUUCUGUCAUGGUGGACUUCUUCCCCAUCACGGUAAAUUAAUGACGAAAUUUGAUUGCUUCAGAAAAAAAAUCAACUUUGACUUUUUCUUUGCUUUAAUAUCUCAAAAUUCGCAUUCACAUCCGCCAAUAUAACAUAUAAAAGACAUAAUUAUUCAUAUAUCAGGUUAAUAACGACCGUAGAGAAUAAGGAUUCUAGAAGAUUUCUGCCAGGCAUGAAAUACCGAAUGAAAACUUUCGCAUCAUUUUAUUUUACGUAAGUUUAAGCAUUUUCAAUUUUUCAACUAACAACUUAUGGAGAAAAAUAGAAGCUGUUAUGACGGGAAGCCAAUGUUCCAAACAUAAAGAUCACGACUUGCCUUGUUUACUAUGUACUGAAAUCAUUUCAUACUAUAGGCCAUGUGAUGAUAUAUUUCAUGUUUGAACUCUGAACUUUCAGUUUUAUAGUCUUUGUCAUUUAUCUUGAGCACUGUUUCACAACCUAGACCUUAUCUAUUUACAACUGCUGUUUUGUGGCCUCAUAAUCCCCUGCAUUACUACAUAUUUUGACAGUUGUGGAGGGUUUUGUGCCUCUUAUGUUCUUCGAAAAAGUUUUGACAUUAUUUAUGCUAUUUUCCAUAUUUGGAGCGCUCCCUUGUUUCUCCACAGUCAUAUUGUUUAAACUUUUUGUCACAAGUUAGUUUUGCAGAAUCGAAUGUACAUCGCUUACUGAGUUAAUCAUCUCGCAGUUGCAUAUGGUGUCGAGAGACUAAACAAAGAAGUUUCAUGCUGGAUGAGAGGUGGGUCAGGAGAAGAUAUCGACGACCUCGAAAUUCCAUUUUUGGCUACCCGGGGCUAUGACAGUGUUGUCUGGAAUCGACUGUAUUCUAGAGAACCAGCAGACAUGAGCUUUCGCAAACAACAGGUAUCUUCAAGUUAGGCGCUUUCUACUGGCUGCUGAGUUUGCCAGAACCUGUAAAUUCAAUAUUUUGUGAUAUUUUAUUCUUGAGAUACAGAAGAUAAAUAUACUACUAGGGAAAGAGUUUCUUCCAGAUCAUUUAGAGUGUUUAGGAAGAAAAGUUUUUGUGGUCCAGUUUUUCUAUUUUUUUCUCACUUGAAUGGUUUUUUUCCCAGAUUUGCUCAGUUGCAGAGGAGACAUUGGGAUCAUUAGACGCCAAGGCAAUUGUAGUAGGCCAUACCCCGCAACCUAGUGGAGCAAACAGGUACUAACGAUUCUAGCAACGAGGGUAUGCCAUCUUCUCCAUUUAUUUAAGCAUAGGCUCUUCAUUUUUUGAGUAAUAUAUUUUUUUUAUCUUAUUUUAUGAAGCAAAUGUAACGAAAAAAUAUGGUGCAUUGAUGUGGGGAUGUCAAGUGGAGUCUUCAAUUCAAGGCCAGAGGUGCUGUUUAAGCUCUUUUCGAACCUUCCUUCUUGAUCCAGCACUUUCUAACCAUGCAGCAUCGGGGAUUCAACAGGUUCUGGAGAUUGUAGACAACAGAGCGAGAAUAUUAAGAAGCUCGGCGGAUUCGUUUGCCGGAUUGGAGGCUGUAGAUUACAUCUGA